Prorocentrum cordatum is the source of this 300-nucleotide messenger RNA. The record is from the annotation of a GenBank genome assembly. NCBI's taxonomy places the organism in Eukaryota, Dinophyceae, Prorocentrales, Prorocentraceae.
AUGCUACAGAUGUCGGUCCUCAGCCCCAAGCUCGCGAUACUGGACGAGAUAGACUCCGGGCUCGACAUCGAUGCGUUGCGAGACGUGGCAGAUUCCAUCGAGAGGGUGCGGAAGCAGGAGACCUCCACCUCGAUGCUGGUCGUGACGCAUUUCGAGCGCUUCCUGAAGUACAUCGACGCGGACUUCGUCCACGUGAUGUACAGAGGGCGGAUCAUCAAGAGCGGCGGGAAGGAGCUUGCAGACAAGCUGGACCGCGAGGGUUACGACUGGGUCAUCGCCGAAGCGGCGAGUGAGGCCUAG